GCUGACAGCUGCGGGCGGAAGUCCGCGUCACUCGAAGGACGAGGAGGCAGCGCGUCCCACUUCUCCAGGGGAGGGGGUGCGCGAGGGCCAGGGAGGGCGACGCGUUGGGCAUCACCGUUUGGGUCGGGCUUUCUCGUGGCCCACUUCUUCAGCAGCAGGGGUGCCGGGGAGACAUUGAAGCACCCUUUCUCCUAACCUGAAUGGAAAGCCACUGACUUGGCAGUAAAGGCAAGGAAGACUCCUGUAGCAGGGUAAAGAUCUGCAGUCUGCUAUAUCUCAAAGGCUCAGGACAGGUAACACAGGCCGUUAGAACACAGAUUGCCUUCCAGCUCUGACAGUGACAAGACUCUUGGGAAGUGUGUCAGGAGUAAAUCUUCUUCUUUCUGCUGUCACCAUUGCUUGUUUCCUUGCCUUCUUCCUCGCAGCCUGAUCCAUACAGUCAAUAAAAGAGAACAAGAGGGGCAAAAGGAAGAUGCUAUUCUACACCCUCACUUUUGUCCUUGAUUUCAUAGAAGAGAAAGAAAGCCAUGUCCCAUUCUGAAAACAAGAGGCUCAUAUUUGGCCUAAUGGUAGGGGCUGCUGGAAUAACGCUAGUCCUGCUUUGGUAUCGCAAGACACGGGAAUACAGGAAAGCUGUACAUUUACCCAUGUACCUGAAUUCAGAAAAGAGUUUUGAUUUAAUAGAUUCCUCAUAUGAUACUCAUAGUGAACAAGGAACAGUGAUGCUUUUACAAAGAAGACAGCUUCAGAUACUGGAGAAACUGAAUGGUUUGCUGGUAAGUGUGGAUCAACUUAAAACAGAGGUGAAAUUUCUGAAAGAGGCUAUUCCAAAGUUGGAAGAAAUUGUUCGAGAUGAACUCCAGGGGAAGACGGAUACCCGAAGGACCAGCCCUUUACACAGAGCAACAAAGAAGAGGAAGGUUGAGGAGACUCAAGGUGUGUCAGACACCACCAGUUCUGAAGAGGCCGAAAGUGAAGGCGGUUACAUUACAGCUCAUACAGACACUGAAGGGGAAUCUGAGGAAGAAAAAGGAUGGAUCAAUUCCUCUACAUCUUUAUUGACAUCAGAAGAGAAAACAGAUUUGUGUGAUCUUCUUCAGGAGGUGGACAGGUUGAAUGGCGGUUCGGACAAUGAGAAGAGAGAGAGCUUCAGACUUUUGCGUGAAAAUGAGGAAAAGUACAGAAACUCUUCUGGCUUUCUUUGGAGACUUGCCCGUGCUUAUGGAGACAUGUUUUCGGUGGCUACAGAUGCUGAAGAAAAAAAGAACUAUGCUUCUGAAGGAAAACUUGUAGCUGGGAAUGCUAUCAGCCUGGAUUCAUCCAUUGCUGAAAGCCACCAGUGGUUUGCAGUGAUGUGUGGCUACAUGUCUCAGUUUGAAAGUAUACAGAACAAAAUCAAGAAUGGCUAUCUCUUUAAGGAACAUCUAGACAAAGCCAUUGAGCUUAAACCUCAAGAUCCAUUUUUAUAUUACCUAACUGGAAGAUGGUGUUAUGAAGUAGCUCAGUUGUCUUGGAUUGAGAAAAAAGUAGCUGCUGCUCUUUUUGGGACUCCGCCAACUUCAACAAUACACGAAGCUUUGCAGAAUUUUCUUAAGGCUGAAGAAAUUCAUCCUGGAUAUUCUAAACAGAAUUAUGUCUAUAUGGCAAAGUGCUACAAAGACCUUGGCCAGAGGACCAAUGCCUUGCAGUGCUGUGAAUCUGCGCUGUCACUUCUGUCAGUGACCAAAGAGGAUCAAGAGGCAGAGAAAGAAUUAGAAGUUUUACUUCCAUCUCUGAAGCUGUGAUGACAACAUAGUGACAAAUCAUUCGGUUUGGUUAUGUUUAAUUCUGUGGAAGAAUUGCAGUUCUGAAAGCAUAUUUUCAUUAAUCCUGUCAAGAUUAAUGGUAUUCAUCAUUCUAUUGAAACUGGGAAAGAUGAUUCCAAUGGAGGAAGUUUAAUUUUGAGGUUACGUAAGCUCACAGCCUUCUAACAAAUUACUUAAAGGCUAGGAGCAGGGCAGUGGCCUGUGCAUCAUGAGCUGACGAAGACUGUCUUGUAUGCUAGGAUAAACUCACAUUGGCCAAAAUCCUGUUACACGGUGUAAGUGUAUAGUUGCAUAAAUUGUUGCAGCAAAUCGCUGCUAAUUAACAAGUUGCUGCUUGCAUUUUUAGGCAUGUGCCAAGCCGUGCAGCUGGCAAGCAGCUAGGAAUGUGAGCAGGAACUCUUUAAUCUGCUGCCAUGAUUUACACAAUUAUACUUAAAUGGACAGAAAUCCACAACAGGAUCCUGGCCAUUACCUUGGGUUUUGAGGCACUAUGAUUGUGAUUCUCUGUAUCAUUGUACAUGGAAGGUUGAUAAGCAACUGCACAAUGCUGCACGCGUUGUCCAUUGGCUGACCUAAGAAUGCUAUUAUCUCUGGGUUUAGGUUUAAACAUUGUUCUUCUUGAUAUGACAUCCACACAUGGUUAUCUAAAGUAUAUCCAGAGGUGGCAUAUGUGGAAUGGGUACUUAUUCCCAAAUUUCAAGCUGACAAUGAGACACAAUUUUAAUACAAUUAAUCUGCAGUUAACAGAUUGUGAGUCAAGACCCUUAGGUGAUGAUGCCAAGGAAAAUAGGACAUGAAAAUCGUGAAUUCAAUUAUUUUUUAAAAUCAUAGUGAUUAUUUCUCUCAUUUUUAGUUUUGAAUCUUCACUGAGAACCUCCAAGAAUGGAAUCCACUGCUGGCAAUGGAUGUCCUUAUAGCUGCUGAAUUGGGAGGAGGGGCAUUAAUAGGGCUAUGAAUGAUUAGCUAGUAAGUCUUCAUAGCCUAAAUCCAUUUGCUAGCCUCAACCAGUGUAGACCUGGUGAAGUCAUGGGAUUUACACGAGUGUUGGCUUACUGUUCAGCAAUUGAGUCAGCAAGUCUAUUCCAUUUGGGACAAAGGCCUGUGCCUUUAAAUAACUGUAUCAAGCAAUAUCUCUCAGACAGACAGGAGAGGUAAUAAUUAAGUAUGGACACGUCUUCACUUUAUUUUCCUCUCAGAAAGUAUUUUUUUGUAUAAUUGCACUUUGUGACUAUUAAUCUUUGGAAUUAUAAAUAGUACCACAAUAAAAACUUUGUAAAUAUGUUAUUUCCAUAUUCAUAUAUGUAACUGCCCCUGAAACUGAAAUACUAAAUGAGAUUUUAUGGAAUUGCUUGUUAAAGUAGUAUCUCUUUAU
Molecule: messenger RNA, 3177 nt
Organism: Pogona vitticeps (central bearded dragon)
Lineage: Eukaryota; Metazoa; Chordata; Lepidosauria; Squamata; Agamidae
Source: RefSeq, a predicted model, not a curated record